Molecule: messenger RNA, 982 nt
Organism: Sodiomyces alkalinus F11
Lineage: Eukaryota; Fungi; Ascomycota; Sordariomycetes; Glomerellales; Plectosphaerellaceae
Exons: 1
Coding region: 115-615 (166 amino acids)
Source: RefSeq, a predicted model, not a curated record
AGUCGAUAUGAAGAAAGGGGAGAGAUCUUGAGGCAAGAUAGCGGUCGUUUCAGAUAGUAAACAGGCAGCACGUCCCAGAAAGGCUCCCGCCAAUUUCAGUCUCACGAGUUAACUAUGGAUAAAAGAAGACAAGAAGCCAGGAAACGAAUGAAGGGUAUAGAACAUGUCCUGACGUUGACCGUACAUAAAAAUCCCAUCGGGGGCUUCCUCGUCCCGUCCCUGAACCAAAGCACCCCAGGUAUUAUUUCUCGUUCCAUUUUCUUCAUUCAUUCCCGGUUCAUAUUUGCCCCAUGUCCUCCCCUCAUACACGUAGCCCACUUGCUCACGGGUAUCCUUCAACUCUCCAUCGCCGUCGUUUCAGCCAAUGAAUUGCCGAGGGGUAUAGUGGAUAUCAGAGAAGUAGUAAGUGCGUCGAAACAUGACAAGAAAAUAAUAAAGAAAAAAGAAAGCAGGAAAAAAAGGAGGAAAAACAGGACCUCGCGAGGAUGUCGUGGCUGGGCGCAUGCGUUGAAGGCAUACCGAAUUAGUGGUGUCUCAACGGCUGAACACCAAGGCAACGUUGGACUGUUGAAAAUCAGGACAAAUAGAGCAGCAGUUAUCGGGAAUGAAUCAUGACCGGUUGGAAAAUCCAGAGUGUGACAAUGCAUUUCCAAGGUUGGCGGAGAAGGAUCCUCCAGGUCAGCCAGCACUCAUUACUCAGGGGAACACCCUUUUUUUUCUUUAAAUGUUCUCGACAACGCGAGCGUUCAUGGCAGUUUGGAAACCGGGAUCGUGACCUCCAAAGUCAUUGAAGGUCGCGUUGUCCCGUGAGCCGCUGGACUCGCCUGUGGUGUUGGGGGCGUGGAAGUUCUGUCCCACCUCCGGCAUGGCUCCGGCGCCGUUGGCGCCUGGUAGGAAGAUGACCUUGCUGUUGGCCGACUUGGCCAUGGCCUGCAUGGCCUCGAGGUAGCGGAUCUGCAUGGCAGGCGCCGACGAGAGGAUG